Messenger RNA from Chelonoidis abingdonii (Abingdon island giant tortoise), 1617 nucleotides. NCBI's taxonomy places the organism in Eukaryota, Metazoa, Chordata, Testudines, Testudinidae. The record is from RefSeq and is a predicted model, not a curated record.
AUGGGGCUGGGCUGGAGGUAUUUUGUGGGCUUAGUGCUGCUCUGGUCCCUGUGGUCAGCCCUUGGGCAGGGGGACUUCCGCAGGGUCAGUUUUUCUGUCUUGCCACGUGGAUAUGAGUAUGACUGUGGAGACUAUGGGAUGCAGCUGCUGGUCUUUCCUAGGCAAGGCCGCACCAUCCGCUUUAAAGUUGUGGAUGAGUUUGGGACUCCCUUUGAAGUUACAAACUGCUCCAUCUGCUACCACUGGAUCUCAUCUGGUGAGAAAGGGGAGGUAAUCUUCUCAGCUGGCUACAACGGCUGCCAUGUGCUGAGGCAGGAUGGCCGUAGCCUCCUGAAGGUCCGAGUGGAGGAACUACUGAGCACGAGGGCCAUCGCUGCCACCCAUGACGUGAACAUGACCUGCCCCAAGCCCACUGAACAUGACUUAACCCCAGAGGAGACCGUGCGCCCGGUGCCCCAGCCGCAGCCGGGCCUGGUGCGCCCGGUGCCCCAGCCGCAGCCGGGCCGCAUAGGUCCCUCCCCUAAACCAGAGUGAGGAUCUCCAGCUCUUCUUAAUCCACAGCUUGAUGUUCUAGGUGCCCAUCUCACACAGGAGCAGUGCCGCGUGGUGGCUGGGAAGAUCCCCUGUUCAGACACCCCAGGCCAAGCUGCUUGCAUCCAGGCUGGAUGCUGUUAUGUUGAGACUGACCUUACUACCCCCUGCUACUAUGGCAACACAGUCACUGUUCAGUGCCUUGUGGAUGGUCACUUCAUUCUGGUGGUCUCCAGGGACAUGUCUGAUCACCCCAUCAUCCUGGACAGUGUCCGGCUAGCCUAUGCCCAAACGGGAUGUGAUCCCAUCAGAAUGACAGAGGCUUUUGUGGUCUUCCGAUUCCCUGUCAUGCAGUGUGGCACCACAGUCCAGGUGAUCCAUGACAAACUGAUCUAUGAGAACCAGCUGAUCUCUGGCAUUGACAUCCAGACUGGGCCAGAUGGCUCCAUCACCCGGGACCGCAACUUCAUGGGGGCAACUUACGGAAAGGAUGUGGCCAAAUUGGAGAGCCCAGCAGAAGAUGUGAGCUACGCAUCCUAUCUUGCAGAAAGAGACUAUCCUGUGGUGAAGGUACUCAGGGACCCUGUCUACAUGGAGGUUCGCAUCCUGCAGAGAACAGACCCAUCCCUGGUUCUGGUUCUGCACCAGUGUUGGGCUACCCCAAGCACUAACCCCCUGCAGCAGCCACAGUGGCCUAUCCUGGUUGACGGGUGCCCAUUCCUGGGCGACAACUACAGAACCCAGCUUGUGCCCAUGGUCACUGCCUCAUCUGAGCUGCCCUUCCCAACUCAUCACCAGCGCUUUGUCCUCUCCACCUUUGCCUUUGUGGACUCUGCCUCUCAGGUGGUUCUUGAUGGACAGGUGUACAUUUACUGUAGCGCUUCUGCUUGCUACCCCUCCCGGCUGGAGCCCUGCAGGACAACGUGCCCAUCAGGUGCUACUGCAAGAGGCCGCCGGUUCCUGGAUAUCAACAAUGGGACAGAUCCUCAGGACCUAGUGAGUUCUCAUGGCCCUGUGAUCUUCCAGGAGAGCCCUGAGCCAUGGAAAGAACAAGUCUAUGAGAACAAGGGAGAAGCAGCUGGAUGA